AUGUCACUGAAGGCAUUCGACCUCGGUGGACAGCUCGACGUACUCGCGGCCCUCGCGCGAGUCGACGUAGAUGCGGAGGCUGCGUUCCAACUACCAUCCACGACAAUCGUGCCCUUCGCAGCCCUGCCAUCCUGCGCGGCCGAGUGCGGUCCGCUCUACGACGCGAACGGCAUCUGCGUGCCUCCCAACGUCCCAGACUCGGACGCGACUUCGUACGCGGCGUGCUUCUGCGACUACGACGAGGUCCGGCCGUUCCUGACGGGCACGGCCGGCGUAUGCGACGAUGCGUGUCCUUACGACCCUGGGGACUUGUCGAGCAUCCACGUCUGGGUGUCGAGCUUCUGCGCUGAUGAGGGGGCUGCUGCGAUGUCGACUUCUGCGCCCUUGAUGCCCACGAGCGGUGUCGCGACAACGACGGAUGCAAGCGCGGGGGUCCUGUCCACUACCGGUACAGUUGUUUCGUCGAUGGUCAAUGCGAAUACAUCGGUAUCAUCUGCUGCUGCCACGCCGGAUACUUCAGUCUUGGGAAGCCAGGCAGCUGCGGAUGGACGCGGUGGUCGCAGUCUUGCGGGUGUCGUUAUUGGGACAAUGGUGGGGAUGCUCUGUUCGUGA
Molecule: messenger RNA, 612 nt
Organism: Anthostomella pinea
Lineage: Eukaryota; Fungi; Ascomycota; Sordariomycetes; Xylariales; Xylariaceae
Source: the annotation of a GenBank genome assembly